UCAUUCCGUGCCCCAGCAGAUCAUGGCGGGGUCCCUCACACUACCCUCCAUCACCGUGAACGCGGACGACGGUCGAUCGAAGAGAAGGCCCAAAGCCAACAAUAUCUCACCCCAUCCGAAGAUAAAGCCGUCGUUGAAUUUUUGUUACAAAUGUCUAAUCUUGGACAACCCGUGCGAGUAAAAAUAUACCUUCAAUAG
Mytilinidion resinicola is the source of this 198-nucleotide messenger RNA. RefSeq lists its product as uncharacterized. The transcript has a single exon. The annotation marks the transcript as partial. The record is from RefSeq and is a predicted model, not a curated record. Lineage: Eukaryota; Fungi; Ascomycota; Dothideomycetes; Mytilinidiales; Mytilinidiaceae.